This is a messenger RNA of Nymphaea colorata (pocket water lily), 5954 nucleotides long. RefSeq lists its product as uncharacterized. Gene Ontology annotation, biological process: mitochondrial respiratory chain complex III assembly. Lineage: Eukaryota; Viridiplantae; Streptophyta; Magnoliopsida; Nymphaeales; Nymphaeaceae. The transcript is spliced from 3 exons. Bases 5384 to 5851 code for a protein of 155 amino acids. The record is from RefSeq and is a predicted model, not a curated record.
CACGAAACCCCAAUCGACCUUCGGAAUAUGGUCUCCUUUUUUGCUCUUGUGAGUUCUGGCGACCUCGACCAUCCGCUUCUUAUCUUUCCCAAAUCGACAAGCUAGGAAUCUUCUUCCGGAACACCCUCAUCAGGGCCUAUUCUAGGACACCUGCUCAUCGAAAUGCACUCUUCCUUUAUAAACAGAUGCUCCAUUCCUUUGUUGUGAAUGCUAUGAUGCAUAUGUACUCAUUAUUUGAUGAUAUGCGUGCUAUUUGGUGAUAUUCAUUCUGCACGCGAACUGUUUUAUAGUAGGCCAACAAGAGAUGUAAUCUCAUUCAACACCAUGAUCACCGGAUAUGCUUGUGGAAAUGAUCCCGUAAAUGCACUCUUUGUAUUAAGAGAAAUGGUUAUUUUGGGCGAUUCAUCUUUUCAUCUGCAACAGCUGGGAAAUUGAUAUGAAUUUAAUCUUAGAAAGUGCACUGAAUGAUAUGAUGAAUACCGCAAAUAAUCUGUUCGGCAGAAUGAGGAAGAAAAGCCCGAUGUCGUGGAGCUCCCGAUGUCAUGGAGCUCUAUGGUAUAAUAUGUGAAAAUCAGGGAGAUUGAAAUUGCAAGACUUUUGUCUGAUAAUAUGCCUGAAGCAGAUCCAGUAACGUGGAUAGCUAUAGCCAGUUACUAUUCUCAAGCAGGAUAUGUAGACUGUUUACAUGCACAACCUAACAAAAAUUUCAUGAUUUGUUUCUUCUGAGCAUGUAGAUGGUUUACACUCAACCUAAAAUUUUUUUGCCAACAGUUAAACUUUUUAUCCCUGCAAUUGUAUCCUGUUUCACCAAACGAAAAACAUUGGUCCACAGAUUUUUGUCUGUGCAAUUCAUGCAUAGCUAAGAAUUUUUGGUCUGUGCAUUUUCAUCUAUAUUUUCAUACAUGGAUAGAAAUCCAUGGAUAUAGGUCCAUAGACGUUUAUCUGUGGCCAUCAAACGUCCCCCUAAGGAUGAGGGUUUCACUGUUCACACCGUGAACCCAUGACCAAUUCUGGUCCUCUCUGGCCUUCCAAGGAGCCACUGGAGACUCCACCAAUGCCUCUGUUCCCUGCCGAUUCCCUUUUUAUUUUAUUUUAGUUAUUAUUUACUUUUUUUUCGUACUGCUGCAAUAAACUGUAAAUGCAAAAAUUAUAGCAUGUACCUAUACUCUUAGCAGAUAGCCAGAUACAUAUAUAUCAUGCAUAAAUUAAACACAUAUAAAUAUAUAAUACCAUUAAUCUUAAAUCAUGUGUUCACAUACACUAUGAAAAUAGCAAAUAGCGGGAGGGGGGGACAAUGUAUGUUGCAGACAAAAAGGGGCAUCAAUACUCUACUCCACACGGACUAGUUAACACAAAAGUAGGAAACAAAGACAAGAAGAAGAAGAAGAAGAGAAGCACAAUUGUUUCCCUCUCUCUCACUGGUAUGCUCCUUAUAACAAAAAUCGUGGUAGUUUCUCCCUUCCCACCACCACCAUAUUCUCCUUAAUCCUAGGUGGCGGCUGUAACUAGCCACUAAAAAAAAAAAAAAAACUUAAAUAAAUAAAUAAUGAUCAAAAUAAAAAGUUGGUUUUAAUAUAUCUGCUAGACGUCAGAUGGCUAAAAAUUAAAAACCUGUUACUAAGAAAUAGUUUUACACAGGAGGAUUAGCAAUGGUUUAUGGUACACAAUGGUUCAUGUUGUGUUUAACUGUUUGUGCCUUUGUGGUGCUUUCAAUGAUGGAUGUAUAUAUAUAUAUUAUAUAUACACAUCCUGCAUUCUUGUUUCUAUUAGGAUGGUUUCCACUCUGGCGCAAGCUGUUUAUCUUUCUACAUUACUUUGAAGCUUUCUGUUAUAAAUGUUUUGUAGAAGACCUAUUAAAGAAUGUAGCACAAAUAUUACUCUAUAUUCCAAUAUACUCGUGAAGAGGAAUUAUGCAAUAUUCAAAGAGUUUUAGAAGCAAAGAAGAAGGAGAGCUAGGGAUGUAAAUUUAGAUUAUGAUAGUUUAAGUAGUUUGAGACUUUGAGUAUUUGGUAGAAUUUGGUAUCAACAGAAAAAAAAAUGCAAAUGCUAUAUCCUAACCAUUUACAUGGAAUAGGAAACACAAGAGCAUGAUAUCUCAAAGUUUUAUCCUAUGUCACAUGGGUGAGGGUCUAUGUCACAUAGGUACGGAUACGGGUACAGACCAUUUUCAAAAAAUUUGGGUGCGGAGGUACAGCCGUACACACACGCGGACAUAUAUAUAUAUAUAUAUAUAUAUAUAUAUAUAUAUAUGUUAAAAAGUUUCAAAAUGAAUAACAUAUUCACAAAACAUAGUAUGGAAGUAAUUAACAUACAAAUAUAUCAGCUUUCUUGAUUCUCCGUCGCAUCAUCAAAAUUAAAAGGAGCAACAGGUCACGCUUUUAAGAUAUAUUGACAUCGCUAUAGUUAUGGCUCACACUAUUAUCGAAGAGUCAAGUUAUAGAGAAGGAACGGAUUUUCGAAACAUUGUAUGGAAGAUUUUAAAUGAAAAGUUGUGAUGAACUAUGUACAACAAAGGUUUAGAGUGAAAAAAGAAACAAGAAAAGAGAUGGGGAUUUUUAAUUUUCAACUAAAAAACUGGACAACUUUGGACUUGGUACUGCGUUGACCGCACUAGGGCUGUACCCGUACCCGUACCAUACGGGUACUCCUCUUAGGGAGGAGUACCUGUGUGAAUAUGGGUACAGGUACGGAGAUGCGUGUAUGGUACGACGAUUUUAGAAAAUUUGGGUAUGGGGGUAUGGCAAAGUGUGUGUAUAUAUAUAAUAAUCCUCAAAAUUUCUCAAAAUUAAAGAAAAAUGAGAGGAAAAUAUAGAAUUUUAGUGGAAGGGUAAUACAAAAGAAGGGAAAAAUUAAAAUUAAAGAAAAAAUUAAGUUGAAAAUAUAAUUUUAAAUGUUUUAAAAUGCAACCGUACCCGCGUACCAACACGGGUACCUAGGCAAAUGUCGCGUACCCCUGUCACAUAGGUUUUAUCUUAAAAGAAAAAUGAUAACUAUGUCACAUGAAUGCUUCUAAAUGGCUGCCGCACCUGUGUCGAUGCUGGUGCUGCUCCAACACAGCACAUUUGAUUCGGUCAACUAAACUAGGUCCAAACUGACCAUUUUAAAUAUGCACAUAACUAAAUUAGCUUUAAUACAAAAAUUUUAUGUAUGAAUAUAAAGAAAUAAGGCCACUAAGCAGUUAACUAUGUAACAAAUAAUUUAUAUACAUUUAUACACACACAUAUAUACACCUGAGCUGCACCUGCACCUAUUUUUUUUUUUUUUUUUAAUUUCUGCAUCUGCACCCGCACCCCGCAUACAUGAGAAAAUAGUUGGAAAAGUUUAUAGGACCUAAACUUUUAGAAGCCAAAAUAUUAUUAUUGCGAUGAAGACUUUUGUGUUUGUGUGAUAAGGCAUUUAUAAGUGUUUUACAUACAUUUGCAGUGAUAGAAACAUUUAUAAAAUAGCCAUCUAUUUUGUAAAUUUAAAUCUCUGCAAAAUCAAAUAUGAAAAAAGCUGAGAUGAUAUCAUCAAAAUAAUCACGCAAUAAAUAUGUAAUACAUUCAGAUAAAUGGCCAACACUUUGAAUCAGUUGUCCAGAAUUUCUGUUUCAUAAAUAAUUCACUCUUACCACCAAAUUUUCCUUGAACGUCUUUUGUCAUAUUCUAAAAUAAGCAUAAAUUUAAAUAAAGUAUUAAUAGGUUUCGGUACUCUCAUAUGUGGAUCCAACCAAAACAAAGGUAAAACUGUAGUUGGUGUGUUUUAUCUCUGAAGAAUUUAUCCUUGUUUGGGUAAACAGAAGGUGGUGAGGGUCUGUAGAUUUCUCUGUGGCAAAAAUUUGUUGCUGAUUAGUGUGCAUUUUAUGCUUCUUCUGUUUUGCCUGUGAGAGCAAGGUUCCCAGGCCAGGACCGCACCAUUUUUAGGACAUCAUUUUCAAUCUCAUCUUCUACGGCAACAACACUGCAGGGCCUCAUCUUCCAUCUUCCCUUUACUGCAGGUAAGAGCAUUAGACGGCAACACAUCUUGUAAGUUGCUCCAGCAUAUCACCACCACCAUCAUCUUGCGCUGCAGAAAACUCUUGGUGCAGCAGCAGCUCUAUCUUCUCAUGGCAGUAUCUCUAUUAGCCGACGGCUAAGAUAUGGUAUCAGAGACUGAUGACAACCAAGAAGCGCUGGUCACGGUGGAAGCUUUGCGCAGGCAGGCGGAGGCCAAUCGUCACGCGAUCGCUGGGAGACUGAAAGGCAUUGAAAAGAGUAGCGGUGAAUUGGGGCAACAACUUAGCGACAUAGAGAGGGAGGUGCGAUCGAGACAGCAAGAGAUGAUGACGCUCUUAUUGGAAGUCAUUAGCAGGACAGCAGGUGAGAUAGGAGGAUCAUGUUGUGGACAACCAAAAUCAUCCACACCUCAGCAUGAACCACUGGAAACAGGAGAGACGAUGGGGUAUAAGAAGGUUUCUAGGAUGGAAUUCCCAAGUUUAAUGGAGAGGAUCCCAUCAGUUGUGUAUUUAGAGCGGAACAGUAAUUCAAUUGCCAGAAAAUUGUGCCAGACCAAUGGGUCUUGCACGCUGCUGUUCACUUAGAGGGGUCAGCGAUACACUGGUACAGGUGGAUCAUCACACAACAAGGGAUGCCGUUGUGGAGGGCUUUCGUGGAGGCGCUCCAGGUGAGCUUCCGACCCUCGGCUUACUUAGAUUAUAACAUGUUAUUGACUAAAAUCAAACAAAAAGGGAAGGCAAUGGAAUAUCAAGCAGAAUUUGAGGAAGUGAGCAAUAUGGUGCCUGGGUGGCUUGUCGAGGCCUUGAUUGGCACUUUUGUAGGGGGAUUGUAGGAGUAUUGCAUAGAAGUGCAAGUGGCCAGACCCCAAAGCAAGCCUCUGAGCUGGCAAGAAUUGCAGACAGAAAAUCGAGCAGACUCCUCAACGGUUGGAUGCAGAGUAGAACCAACAGAAGUUUGCCGAACAAAAACCCCACAGUCACAAGAGACCUGCGUGAGGUCCAGCCAGCAUUGCGUGAGGUUCUGCUAGCAUCCAGAGUAGGUGCAGGGAACAAAUAAGUGUUGGUCAAGCGACUAAGUCCAAAACAGAUCAAGGAACAACGCAGGAAGGGAUUGUACUUUCAAUGCGACAAGAAAUGGGGCGUGGGACAUGCUUGUAAAAAGCUAUAUACGUACUUAGUAGAUGAAUCUGAGGAUAACUUUCAGGAGGAAGAGGGCAUAGAAAAGGGGAAUGAUGACAGUAUAGAUGAAUUAACUCUAGGAAUAUCUCUUCAUGCCCUAGCGGAAGACAACAUUACUCAAAUGAUGAGAGUUGAAGGAUGAUUGAUGGGGAGGACUGUCAAGAUAUUGGUCGACAUGGGGUCGACACAUAAUUUCAUUGGGAAGAAGAUUGCCAAGGGCCAAAUGGAGUAAUGUUACAGAAAAUGGGAUUCAGUAUAAUGGCAGUUCUAAAGGAUGAGAGAAAGUUGUCACAAUUCAUGUAUCUAUUUAGAAGAAGCAUAAUGAACAAUGGACCAGACAACAUUGAAGAGCUAUUGGAUCGGCACUUGAAGAAAAAAGACAAGAAAGAAGAAGAAUCUAUAAUUACAAACAGGCAGCGUCUAACCAGCAACAGGAGGGAGGCCUUGAGUCUCUACCGAGAUAUAAUUAGAGCAUCCAGAUUCUUUCUUUGGCCAGAUGAUCGAGGAAUCUUGUGGAGAGACAUAUUACGAGACAACGCAAGGAGAGAGUUUGAAGAAGCAAGGCAUGAGACUGACCCUGAGACCAUCACUCGCUUACUGAUAGGUGGUCGAGAUGCCCUUGAUUCUGCUCUUGAGAAGCUGGUACAAAAACAGAAGCAGAUGAUGAACAACAAACGCAAUAAAGGUCCAAGUUGGUGAUUGCCUUGGUUAUUUUGAUAUUUUAUUUGAUAUGUAUAAUAAUUGUCUCCCGACUUUCCAUUUGUACAUUCAAGGUCUCAGAAAUGUCAACCUUUAUUCCUGA